Messenger RNA from Verruconis gallopava, 2728 nucleotides. RefSeq lists its product as uncharacterized. Gene Ontology annotation, molecular function: ATP binding; ATP-dependent protein folding chaperone. Gene Ontology annotation, biological process: protein folding. The record is from RefSeq and is a predicted model, not a curated record. Gene Ontology annotation, cellular component: cytosol; nucleus. The transcript has 5 exons. The coding region runs from base 183 to 2369 and encodes 728 amino acids. Lineage: Eukaryota; Fungi; Ascomycota; Dothideomycetes; Venturiales; Sympoventuriaceae.
AAGACAACAACGCAGAGCCUGAUCCUGCCCCCAUCCACGCCAGAACCGCUCACCGAGCCAGAAUCUGACCCAGUAUUUGACACGUUCAAAUUCUUCUGCUCGCAAUCCGUUCCUCUGCACCCUUCUACAAUUUUCCCUUGUGCAUCCUUUUCCUGACCGACUGAAUCCGCGCACCAGCAAACAUGUCUGUGGUGGGCUGCGAUUUUGGCAGUUUGAACACUGUUAUUGCCGUCGCAAGAAAUAGAGGUGUCGAUGUGAUCACCAAUGAAGUCUCAAAUCGAGCAACACCGUCGCUGGUAGGCUUCGGCCCAAAGUCACGGUACAUAGGAGAGCCUGCAAAGACAGCAGAAAUCUCAAAUCUCAAGAAUACUGUGGGCAACCUCACCCGCCUCGCAGGCCGCUCCUUCAACGACCCAGACAUCGCGAUCGAGCAGCAAUUUAUUUCUGCCCCGCUCUGCGAUGUCAACGGACAAGUGGGCGUCGAGGUUUCAUACCUUGGGCAGAAAGAGAAGUUCACAGCCACACAGCUGAUCGCCAUGUACUUCACAAAGGUCAAAGAGACGGCCGCGAAGGAGCUGAAGCUCCCCGUCGCCGACAUCGUUAUAAGCUGUCCAGCCUGGUACACCGAUGCCCAGCGGCGGAGUAUCCUUGACGCUGCGGAAAUUGCUGGCCUCAAGACGCUCCGUCUUAUCAACGAUACUACCGCAGUGGCCCUCGGCUGGGGCAUCACGAAGACCGAUUUGCCCGUAGGGGACGAAAAGCCGCGUCGUGUCGCGUUCGUCGACAUCGGAAAUAGCAACUACACUUGCUCAAUUGUUGAGUACAAGAAGGGUGAACUGACAGUCAAGUCAACCGCUUCGGAUCGACACUUUGGUGGCCGAAACUUCGACAAGGCGCUCGUAGACCACUUUGCGAAGGAGUUCAAGGAAAACUUCAAGAUCGAUAUCAACGAGAACCCAAAGGCACGCUUCCGGGUCCUUGCAGCUUGUGAGAAGCUCAAGAAAGUCUUGUCCGCCAACUCUUCGGGUCCUAUCAACAUCGAGUCGUUGAUGAAUGACGUUGAUGUCCGAGGCAUGCUCAAGCGUGAAGAGUUGGAAGAGCUCGUACGGCCACUGUUAGACCGUGUUACCAAGCCGCUUGAGCAAGCUCUCGCAGAAGCCAAACUGAAGCCAGAGGACCUGGACGCCGUCGAAAUGGUGGGUGGUUGUACACGUGUGCCGUGUCUGAAAAACGCAAUCCAGCAAUUUUUCGGCAGACCCCUUUCCUACACAUUGAACCAAGACGAAGCCGUCGCCCGAGGGUGCGCCUUUAGCUGCGCUAUUCACUCGCCGGUCUUCCGGGUGCGUGAAUUCGCCGUUCAUGACAUCAAUAACUACCCAAUCGAGUUCACGUGGGAAAAAUCUCCUGACAUCCCAGACGAGGAUACCAGCUUGACCGUCUUCAACAAGGGCAACGCGAUCCCAUCCACGAAGAUCUUGACAUUUUACAGGAAACAGCCUUUCGAUCUUGAAGCCAAGUACGCGAAGCCUGAGAUGCUACCCGGAAAGAUCAGCCCUUGGAUCGGCAGAUUCUCUGUCAAGGGUGUCAAAGCUGAUGCAAAAGACGAUUUCAUGAUUUGCAAGCUGAAGGCACGCAUCAACCCGCACGGCGUCCUUAAUGUUGAGCAGGGCUACUAUGUGGAAGAACAGGAGGUGGAGGAGCCGAUUCCAGAGUCUAAAGACGGUGAGAAAAAAGAUGGAGAUGCAAUGGAUACCGACGCGCCAAACGGCUCAGCAGACAAAGCGCCAAAGACGCGUAAAGUCAAGAAGCAGGUCCGCAAGGGUGAGCUGCCGCUUGUUGCUGGGACUGCUUCCCUGGACCAGGCCACCAAGAACGCUGCUGCGGAAAGAGAACACCAGAUGAUGAUGGAAGACAAGCUUGUCAAGGACACGGAAGACAAGAAGAAUGAGCUUGAGUCAUUCAUUUACGAACUUCGGGAGAAGAUUGAUGGUGUUUACGAUGAGUUCAGCAGUGAGGAAGAAAAGGAGAAGAUUCGUGCAAAGUGUACGGAGACUGAGGACUGGCUUUAUGAGGAGGGUGAGGAUACGACUAAGGCAGUCUACGUAGCCAAGAUAGAGGAAGUCCGCAGUGUUGCGGCACCUGUCAUUCAGCGCUACCAAGAUAAGCUGGAGGAAGAGAGACAAGCCAGGAUCAAGAAGGAAGAAGAGGAAGCAGCCAAACGACGCGCUGAGGAGGAGGCGAGAAGGAAGGCUGAAGAGGAAAAGAAGAAGGCCGAGGAAGAGGCCAAGAAGGCCGAGGAGGAGGCCAAGAAAGCUGCCGAGCCAAAGGACGAGGAGAUGAAAGACGUGGAAACCGAAGAAAAGGAGUGAAUCACUAGCUUAUGAGGUCACAUGAGAUAUGGAGUCGUUCGAGGAAUGAUAGACGGCGUUUCUGUAUUCCAGAGGAUAAGAAGCAAGUAAUGGAUAUGGUCAUGACGCGGCUCUGUGUAUGGCAGCAAUGCACAUGCACAGACCAUGGGUUUUAUGACUAGAAAAAGAUAAGUAUAGAUCAAUGCCUAACUUGCGCGUUAGAUUGGUUUCUUCUCCUCCGCACUGGCGUUAUAUCAACAUGGCACCACUUCUAACUUGGACGCCGAACCCGUCUUUUGAGUACAUUAAACGUUAGUAUAAGUACAAAAUUAUCGUACAGCAGCAAGCAGAUCGUCACAAGCUGCUGGGAAACGUAUCCC